Messenger RNA from Closterium sp. Yama58-4, 1911 nucleotides. The record is from the annotation of a GenBank genome assembly. NCBI's taxonomy places the organism in Eukaryota, Viridiplantae, Streptophyta, Zygnematophyceae, Desmidiales, Closteriaceae.
AUGGAGACGCUCGAAAGUCGCGGACCUGAAAGGCCGGACGCCAACUGCCGUCACGGACUUGUCGUCCAGACCUCCGCGACCGUCCCGGCGACCGUCUCGGCGACCGAAGAUGGCCACUCGAAAGCGACGCAAGCGACAAGGCAGCAACGAUCACUGACGCUUCAUGGUGCUUCAUGGUGUCCCCGUGGCGCCUCCCCUGCUGGUGCAACCUCUCCCAUCCCCGGUGAAGUGGAGAUGAUCAUCCUGUCGUUAGAAGACCCGGAGGACCUAAAGCCUGAAGGACUUGAUGUCAAUAUCCCUUCUGGCUCAUCGCGGCACCUCCCCUGGGGCCUCUUCUUUUCACGGCGACCAUCCUGGCUAUCAGGUGCCUUCAUGGUGUCCCCGUGGCGCCUCCCCUGCUGGUGCAACCUCUCCCGUCUCCGGUGGAAUGGAGACGAGCAACUUGAACAAGAUGAAGCCCAAGAUUCUUUCACGCUCGUGGCCUUCGGAUGCGGCAAGACGGUCGAGUGUAGGCUGAAGGACUUGAAGCCUAAUAAUGACUCUGACUUGAUCCUGUCGGAAGGACCUGAAGCCUCAAGUUGGAAGGACCUGAAGCCUCAAAGUAAAGAUCGCUUCAAGCUCGUCGCGGCGCCUCCCCUGCGGCCUCCCCGGUCGCGCCGCCAAUACAAUGGAGACGCCAGCGUCGCACAGCGGCGCACGGAUGGCGACGAAUGCCGACGGAUGGCGCUUGGCUUCGACCGUCGCAGAGCGGAAAGGCAUGCAGUCGAAUGGCGACGAAUGAUGUCGGAUACCGGCGGAUGCAGGCGGAUGCGACGAAUGGCGAAGAAUGGCGACGCAUGGGGACGGAUGCCGGCGGAUGCAGACGGAUGGCGACGAAUGGCGACGAAUGACGACGGAUGGCGACGAAUGGCGACGCAUGGGGACGGAUGCCGGCGGAUGCAGACGGAUGGCGACGAAUGGCGACGAAUGACGACGGAUGGCGACGCUUGGGGACGGAUGACCAAGGGAGAGGGAGCGGCGGUGGCGGCAACGGGACUUCAAGCUACGCCGACUCCCUCACGAGUGCAGGAUCAGGGGAGCGGGAGCGGCGGUGGCGGCAACGGGACUUCAAGCUACGCCGACUCCCUCACAUGCGGCGGCGCUGGCGGCAACGGGACUUCAAGCUACGCCGGCUCCCUCACGAGGAUCAGGGGAGCGGGGAGCAGCGGUGGCGGCAACGGGACUUCAAGCUACGCCGACUCCCUCACAUGUGCAGGAUCAGGGGAGCGGGAGCGGCGGUGGCGGCAACGGGACUUCAAGCUACGCCGACUCCCUCACAUGGACGAGGCGGGGGCGGGAGCCGGAGCAAACGGCGCUGGCGGCGGCGACGAGGGAACCGCCUCGGUGCUGAAAACGAAGCAUCCAUUCCCCGCCUCCCCCAAUGUGCCCGCCUCCCCCCACGUGCCCUCCUCCCCCCACGUGCCCUCCUCCCCCCACGUGCCCUCCUCCCCCCACGUGCCCUCCUCCCCCCACGUGCCCUCCUCCCCCCACGUGCCCUCCUCCCCCCACGUGCCCUCCUCCCCCCACGUGCCCUCCUCCCCCCACGUGCCCUCCUCCCCCCACGUGCCCUCCUCCCCCCACGUGCCCUCCUCCCCCCACGUGCCCUCCUCCCCCUACGUGCCCUCCUCCCCCCACGUGCCUUCCUCCCCCUACGUGCCCUCCUCCCCCCACGUGCCCUCCUCCCCCUACGUGCCCUCCUCCCCCUACGUGCCCUCCUCCCCCUACGUGCCCUCCUCCCCCUACGUGCCCUCCUCCCCCUACGUGCCCUCCUCCCCCUACGUGCCCUCCUCCCCCUACGUGCACCACCAGGAGGUCGCAAUCUACGCCAUCAAGGAGCUCUACUCUCUGCACAAGCCCACUCAGCUCGAGUGA